Messenger RNA from Nothobranchius furzeri (turquoise killifish), 2155 nucleotides. It is a transcript of the gene stx4, whose product is annotated as syntaxin 4. Gene Ontology annotation, cellular component: presynaptic active zone membrane; synaptic vesicle; plasma membrane. Gene Ontology annotation, molecular function: SNAP receptor activity; SNARE binding. Lineage: Eukaryota; Metazoa; Chordata; Actinopteri; Cyprinodontiformes; Nothobranchiidae. Gene Ontology annotation, biological process: intracellular protein transport; exocytosis; synaptic vesicle fusion to presynaptic active zone membrane. The record is from RefSeq and is a predicted model, not a curated record.
GGAGGCGCCAGAGCGUCGCCGUUCGCCAUUUCAACCACAGAAGAAAAUGAGCUACAGGAGUUUACUUGCCGAAUGACAGAAAAACAGAGUUCACAGAACAGAAACGACAGUUUCUCCUUUCGGUACCGAGUUGCACGUUUUUGUUGAGAUCCGACUGGGAACUUCGCUCGGGGAAAAUGCGAGACCGAACAAAAGAAUUAGGAAAUAAGGCUGAAACUUCAGAUGAGGAUGAAGAGGGCAAAGCUCUGGUGACCAAAUCCGGAACUUCUUCACUUAAAGAGGAGAAGGAGAAUGAUGCUUUCUUUAAAAAGGUGCAGGAAAUCCAUGACGGGCUUCAGAGUCUCAAGAAGAUGGUUUCCGACCUGGAGAGCAAACAGAAAACUGUUCUUGGAGUUGCACUGCCAGAAGAGAGUAUGAAAAAGGAGCUCCAAACUCUGCGAGACGAGAUCAAAACGUUAGCGAGCCAGAUCCAGAAGAAGCUGAAGAAUAUUGAACCUAAAAAGGGCGAGGACGAUGGGAAAUAUGUGUCCAUAAAUCUGCGCAUGCAGCGCACCCAGCACGGCGUUCUGUCCAGGGACUUCGUGGAGCUGAUGGGUCGCUGUAACACCAUCCAGGCUCAGUACAGGGACCGUAACGUGGAGAGGAUACAGAGGCAGCUAAAAAUCACUGGCACCAAUGUGACAGAUGAAGAGCUGGACAUGAUGCUGGAGAGUGGCCAGACGGAUGUUUUCACUCAGAACAUCCUGAGUGACGCUAAAGCGACGAAGCAGGCUCUGAAUGAGAUCGAGUCCCGACACGAUGAGAUCCUGAAGCUGGAGAAGAGCAUCACAGAGCUGCACCAGAUGUUCCAGUACCUCGCCAUGGAGGUGGAGGCUCAGGGCGAGAUGGUCGACCGGAUCGAGACCAACAUCAUACAAUCCUGUGACUAUGUUAAGAAAGCAAACGACAAUGUAGCCAAAGCUGUCACAUAUCAGCAGAAAGCUCGGAAGAAAAAAAUUUGGAUUGCCGUCUGUUUGGCCGUCCUCAUCAUCAUCAUCGUCGCCGCUGUUGGCGUCUCCUUCAGUUAGUAACGUCUCUGCAGGAAAACUCUGCAGAAGGUUAUUAGCUUCAGAUAAAUCCCUGUUUGUGUAAAUAUCAACCCACAGGAUGCACGGGUGAAUUUAAGUUUUGUUCUUUCCUGCAUUUCACACUAGUCUUCCUCCAACUUACCUGUCCAUCAGAAAGUAGUUUUUUCCCCCUUCACCUUCUUCUUUUCCAACCUCCAGUUGAGGCGAUGUUGCAGGUUAUAAUCUGUUUUCUAUACAAACAUAAAGACCUGAAUACAUGAACUGUUACUUCAGCUUCCCUCCUUCCACUGAGAGGAAACCAAAGUGACCUUGAGCAAGGCACAAUGCAGUAUUUAACCCCGAGACUGGCGCUGAUAAUACUGCACUCAGGAAAGCUGUUGAUCCUCGUUACGCUUUUGGAAAAACUCGAGACAAAAAGAACAAUUUUAUAGAAUAAAACUUUUCUUUAUAGACGACUACAGAACAUAGACUAAUAUAAUUGUAUAGAACUCUGCUGGUGAUUGGUGGAUGUUUUUUUUUUAACUCAUUUGUUUCAAACUGUCUACAUGUAACAAGUGUAAAUACGUUGUUUUGUUGUGGAUUAACACUGAUAGGUUUAUCUCAGUGCUGCAACAGUAAACCCAAACCUGCUUUUAUUUGUAUUUAUGAUCUGAUCAUUAUGUAAGCUGCUACAAAAAAAAAAAAAACUAUUCAACCCAUAAGGAAACCCUUGGAGCCUUUAGAACAGUGCCUUCUUCACACCGGUCUAGGAACACCAUAUUGUGCACUAACAUUGUCAAGAAGGGAUGGAGUUUGUCGUCGUUGCAUCACAGAUUUAACAUGUUGGUAAUCUUCUUCCCCAGUUUGUCACGUAGUGGCGUCUCCGUCCAGUUUGGUUUGAUGCAGGAGCAGCAAGUCAGAAAUAAUUAUGGAGACGUCUCAAUGAGACAAGUGUGUCUGAAGUAAGUUCAGACUGUUAAAUUCUGUGCAGUUCUCAUUAGUCUACUUUAGAUGCAGGAAAAUGCACCAAAAGGGCUGAAGAGAACUUUCUACUGUAAAAUUAUAAGAUGCAUGUUUGUUUUUAAAUAAAAUCUCAUUCUAUUCUUGUU